CAGUCUAAGUCUCAGCAGGCCAGUCCAAUUCAACCCCAUUUGAACAAUGGCCUUCAAGCCGAGGACGCAAGAGUUUCUGUCCUUGCGGCUGCACGCGCGCGAGCACCAACGGACACACGACAUAUCGCCGCACGGCUACGAGGACGACAAUGCCAAGCUCCUCGGCCAGCGCGGAGGUCACGUCAAGUUGUCGAUGGUGCCAGAGGCAGCGCCAGAGUGGAUUGAUCACGUCGACAGCAUCAAGCUGCGGAUGCGUGACAUUGCUGCCAACAUUCAAGACUUGAUCAAGAAGCACGAGGAGCAGAUGAGGCGCACGGAUUUCGACGACGACAACAACGACGACGAGCAUGCCAUUGACAUUUUGACAAAGAACAUUUCCUCGGGCUUCUUUGAAUGCCAGCGCGACAUCAAGAUGAUUGCCGAGCGUGCCAAGCAGACUGGCCAUCCUGACGAAAUCAAAAUGUCGCGCAAUGUCGUCUCGGCACUUGCCCUCGAGCUCCAAAAAAUGUCGACCGACUUCAGAAAGUCUCAAAACCAAUACUUGCAGCGCCUUCGUGCUCGAGACAAAGGCAUCCUGUUCCAGCCUGGCGAAGUCCCCCAAGACACUCUGGCUGAUGAAGAGUACCAUGUUGAUAGCGGAUUCACUGCUGAACAACUCCAGGCCACCCAAGCCGCGAUCGAGUUUUCGCACCAGCGUGAAGCUGAAAUUGAGCUGCUUGUUCAAUCCAUUAGCGAGCUUGCACAAAUCUUUAAGGAUUUGUCCGAGAUGAUUUAUGACCAGGGCACCAUUCUUGAUCGCAUCGAUCACAAUCUCGAUGUCACGUUGCAAUGCAUUGACGAGGCCGAGAAGCAACUCAUCGAUGCCAACAAGUAUCACAAGAAGGCCACCAAGAAGAUUAUUAUUUUGUGUCUGGUCGUGAUUGUACUGGCUCUUGUCAUUGCAGUGGCCAGCACAAAGUGAUUUUUGAGUUUUUUUUUUUCCAUUUUUUUUGUUCAUGUCUUUUUUUGAUCUCUUUUUGUUUUCCCUGUCUUCAUUUCCCUGUUUCUUCGGGCUUUGCUGCGCUGUCUAGCAGUUCAUCGUCCCCUAUUGUGAUAAACACGAAUCGAGUUCUCGCUC
This is a messenger RNA of Capsaspora owczarzaki ATCC 30864, 1117 nucleotides long. RefSeq lists its product as hypothetical. Bases 47 to 961 code for a protein of 304 amino acids. NCBI's taxonomy places the organism in Eukaryota, Filasterea, Ministeriida, Capsasporidae. Gene Ontology annotation, molecular function: SNAP receptor activity; SNARE binding. Gene Ontology annotation, biological process: vesicle fusion; vesicle-mediated transport; intracellular protein transport. Gene Ontology annotation, cellular component: SNARE complex; endomembrane system; membrane. The record is from RefSeq and is a predicted model, not a curated record. The transcript has 5 exons.